Messenger RNA from Alosa alosa (allis shad), 1887 nucleotides. It is a transcript of the gene pyroxd1, whose product is annotated as pyridine nucleotide-disulphide oxidoreductase domain 1. The record is from RefSeq and is a predicted model, not a curated record. Bases 284 to 1786 code for a protein of 500 amino acids. The transcript is spliced from 12 exons. Lineage: Eukaryota; Metazoa; Chordata; Actinopteri; Clupeiformes; Clupeidae. Gene Ontology annotation, molecular function: flavin adenine dinucleotide binding; oxidoreductase activity.
GCCACCGUAAGUGUAAUUGAUGCGUGUAUACGGAAGUCCAACGUGACGCUGUCUUGUUAUCACGUUUGAAACGAUUAUACACCUAUUUUGUUCGGUUUUGUUGUGUCACUUCUUCAAGAAACCUCUUGACAUUAGGCUACGGUCUCACUUGCCAGUCAUACUAGAGUGAAGUAGCGGCUUAUAGCUAGAAAAGGAUAACCACCGAUUCACCGAAUUCUGUAACUUCUACGAUAGCUGCGCUGUGCUGUCACCCCAGCAAAAAACGAUUUGUGAAGACGAAGUGAUGGCAUGUGGCGUAAACUCUGAAAAACGCGUCCGAUUUGUGGUUGUUGGUGGUGGAAUUGCCGGAGUUACUUGCGCGGAACAGCUUGCGUCACAGUUUACGUCGGACAGUGUGGUACUUCUGACAGCUGCGCCAUUGGUCAAGACGGUGACGAAUUUCAAACAGGUGUCUAAGAUCUUGGAGGAUUUUGAUGUUGAAGAACAGCCAUCCACCGUGCUAGAGGAGAAGUAUCCUAAUCUGAAGGUCAUUCAGUCUGCAGUGAAAUCCUUACAAGCCAAAGAACAUACACUACACACGGAAGAUGGUUGCAUCCUCCACUACCAGAAGCUGUGUGUGUGCAGUGGAGCUAAACCCAAACUCCUCACCCAGAAUAACCCUCACGUGCUGGGCAUACGAGACACGGACAGCGCCCAGGAGUUCCAGAAACGCUUGUCAACAGCGAGACGGAUUGUGGUGGUGGGAAACGGAGGCAUAGCUCUCGAGCUGGUCUAUGAGGUGGAGGGCUGCGAGGUGAUCUGGGCGGUGAAGGACAAGGCCAUUGGGAACACCUUUUUUGACGCAGGGGCCGCCCAGUUUCUCAUCCCAGCACUGGCCCAAGAUAAACCAGAGCGGUCCACUCCCUGCAAGAGAGCGCGGUACACUACUGAAGCAGCGACAGGUGGGGCAUCAGCUGGCGUGAGUGGGGCGUCUGGAGAGACGGGCAGCGCUCUGGGGCCAGACUGGCACGAGGGCAUCAGCCUCAGAGGAGCACAGAAGGGGUCCCAUAAUGUGACUAUGGAGUACCAGUGUGAGAUCAGGAGGAUCUGCACCCAGCAGGAGAUUCUGCAGUCACCUCCUGAUGGCCCCCAGAGCUCUGAUGCAGCCCCCUGGCCUGAUGUGGGAAAAUGGCCUGUGUACGUGCAGCUCACCAAUGGCCAAACCUACGGCUGUGACUUCAUCGUCAGCGCGACAGGAGUUGUUCCCAACACGGAACCCUUUCUCCAUGGAAACAGUUUCAAGGUGGGGGCUGAUGGAGGUCUGCUGGUGGAUGAUCACAUGCGCACCUCUGAGGCGGACGUGUUUGCUGCGGGUGACGUGUGCAGUGCAGGAUGGGAGCCCAGCCAUCUAUGGCAACAGAUGCGUCUGUGGACCCAGGCUCGGCAGAUGGGCUGGUAUGUGGGCCGGUGCAUAGCUGCGGAGGUUCUGGACGAGCCCAUCGAGCUGGACUUCUGCUUCGAACUCUUCUCCCACAUCACCAAGUUCUUCAACUACAAGGUGGUUCUGCUGGGUAAGUUCAACGCUCAGGGCUUGGGUCAGAACCACGAGCUGCUGCUGCGCUGCACUAAAGGACACGAGUACAUCAAGGUGGUGCUUAGCAACGGCAGGAUGAUGGGCGCUGUGCUCAUCGGGGAGACGAACCUGGAGGAGACCUUCGAGAACCUCAUCCUGAACCAGAUGGACCUGUCCGCCUACGGAGAAGAUCUGCUUGACCCAAACAUAGAUAUCGAGGACUACUUUGAUUGAAAGCAGUGUGUUUGGGGUCCAUAGAGUUGCAGUUUUGAAAACCCUUGCUCAAGACAUAUGUACAGUAAAUAUUUAAAUGCAAAAAUAAAUGUAUUUAUGUA